Nymphaea colorata (pocket water lily) is the source of this 1729-nucleotide messenger RNA. RefSeq names its product DEAD-box ATP-dependent RNA helicase 36. Gene Ontology annotation, molecular function: RNA helicase activity; nucleic acid binding; ATP binding. The record is from RefSeq and is a predicted model, not a curated record. Lineage: Eukaryota; Viridiplantae; Streptophyta; Magnoliopsida; Nymphaeales; Nymphaeaceae. Bases 95 to 1570 code for a protein of 491 amino acids. The transcript is spliced from 6 exons.
GUCCCCCCAUUUCUUUGCCUUUGGGGUAUUGAACCGGGUCGAUACUUGAGAAUCUUGACCCCUCUCCACCCUUCCCGUUUCUGCUGCCGCAGUCAUGGAGGAGGUGGAUGCCGAUGUCGCGACCACCACCGCCCCUACCGCCACUGGCUUCCGGAUCUUCUCCAAAAGAGCCCAAAAGCCACCACCCAUCAUUGGAAAACGCUCAGCCAUCUCCUCUCCAACACCAAAAACCGCCUCAAACGGCGACGCUGAUGCCGAGCCCGAAGGUUUCGAGCAGUUGGGCCUGGCCGAAUGGCUGUUGCAGAGUUGUAGGGAGCUGAGACUAAAGAAGCCGACGCCCGUACAGAGCCACUGCAUCCCUCAGAUCCUCGCCGGAAAGGACGUGAUGGGCCUCGCCCAGACUGGCAGUGGGAAGACAGCCGCCUUCGCCCUUCCAAUUCUGCACCGUUUGGGCGAGAACCCGUUUGGCGUUUUCGCCCUCGUUGUCACCCCGACGAGGGAGCUCGCCUACCAGCUGGCCGAGCAGUUCAGGGCCCUCGGUUCCGGCGUACACCUCCGGUGCACUGUCGUGGUCGGCGGUAUGAACUCCGUGGAGCAGGCGAAGGCGCUUGUGCAGCGCCCGCACGUAGUGAUCGCCACGCCCGGCCGGAUUCGUUUUCUUCUUGAGGACAACCCCGACAUCCCUGGCGUCUUCUCAAAGACAAGAUUUCUUGUUUUGGAUGAGGCUGACAGAGUGCUGGAUGUGGGUUUUGAAGAUGAGCUGAGAGUAAUCUUCCAAAACUUGCCAAAAGAGCGACAAACUCUUCUGUUUUCCGCAACUAUGACAGAUGAAUUACGUGCGUUACAUGAGCUCUCUGCUGACAAAGCCUACUUUUAUGAAGCUUAUGAGGGGGUCAAGACUGUUGAAUCACUAAAGCAACAAUAUAUUUUCAUUCCGAAAGAUAUGAAGGAUAUCUAUCUUGCAAACGUUUUGUGGAAAAUGGAGGAGAACAGUGUUCGUUCUGCCAUUGUAUUUGUUGCCACAUGCAGGGCUUGUCAUCUUUUGAGCUUGAUGUUGGAAGAACUUGACCUAGAGGCUGCUGCAUUACAUUCUCACAAGUCCCAGUCGCUGAGGCUGGCAGCCCUAAAUAAAUUUAAAUCUGGCCAGGUCCCUAUCCUGUUGGCAACUGAUGUUGCAAGUCGUGGUUUAGAUAUUCCAACAGUUGAUCUUGUUAUCAACUAUGACAUUCCAAGAGAUCCACAUGAUUACGUUCAUCGAGUUGGGCGUACUGCAAGAGCUGGAAGAGGAGGUCAUGCUUUGAGCUUGGUUACACAGAAUGAUGUGGAUCUCGUCCAUCGGAUAGAAGAUGUAAUCAGGAAACAAUUAGAAGAAUUUGAAUGCAAAACGAAUGAAGUGCUUGGUGACCUCACAAAGGUCUGCAAGGCAAAACGAGUGGCAACAAUGAGGAUGAAUGAUGAUGGCUCUGAAGAAAGGGUGAAAGAAAGAAAAGCCCAAAAACUGAGAACUUUAGAAGAUAAAGGUCUGCUAAAGAAAAAGAAGAGGAAACGGGAAGAAUUGAAAAUCACCUGAACGAGGGUCAGACUUCGCUUCUUCUGUGCCCGCAUUUUUGUAGAUGAGGAAAUUAUCACAAUUUUUGUGCUUGGGGAACGAUUUUACUGUAUGUGUCUUUUCACUCGGAUGCUGUUAUAUGGUGUAACGUAAAAGUUAUUCUGUUUAUUUUUUAGUACA